Messenger RNA from Aspergillus piperis CBS 112811, 1254 nucleotides. RefSeq names its product NADH:flavin oxidoreductase/NADH oxidase family protein. The coding region runs from base 1 to 1254 and encodes 417 amino acids. Gene Ontology annotation, molecular function: FMN binding; oxidoreductase activity. The transcript is spliced from 7 exons. The record is from RefSeq and is a predicted model, not a curated record. NCBI's taxonomy places the organism in Eukaryota, Fungi, Ascomycota, Eurotiomycetes, Eurotiales, Aspergillaceae.
AUGCCGUCUCCGUUAAACGAUGCAGUCAAGCUACCCUGUGGCUUGGUCUUCCCCAAUCGCUUGUCCAAAGCGGCCAUGGCCGAAAACCUAGCCACAUCGGAUAGCAACCCCAAUGAGGACUUCAACCUGGCCUACAGCAAGUGGAGCGAUGGAAGAUGGGGAAUGAUCAUUACAGGAAACGUGCAAGUCGACGUGAACCACCUCGGAAACUUCAAGGACCCUGCCGUGCCAGCUGACUACGACGCAAACUGUUCCACAUUAUGGAAAGCCUACGCCGAAGCAAGCCAGAAGCAUGGCACGCCUACAAUUGUGCAGAUUGCCCACCCGGGAAGACAAUCGCUCCGGGGAGCUGGGCGCAGAGGGCUCUUUGCUCCGACAAUUGCACCAAGCGCAAUUCCGCUGAGUAUUGGUACUAACUUUCUGGAUUCUGUUAUUACCUCCCUAGCAUUUCCUAAGCCGAGAGAGAUGGACCAGAAAGAUAUACAUAAUGUAAUUCAUCUGUUUGUGGAUUCUGCGCGUUUUAUUGCGGAGAGUGGAUUCUCGGGUAUUGAGUUGCAUGCAGCGCAUGGAUAUCUUCUAGACCAGUUUAUAAAUCCCAAGACCAAUCUCCGAACUGAUGCGUACGGAGGCUCGGCAGAGAACCGCGCGAAACUCCUCGUUGAGAUCAUCAAAGGAUGCCGAGAAGUCGUGCCAGCCACGUUCUGCAUCGGCGUUAAACUAAACUCGGCUGACCACAGCGCAUUGAGUCUCGAGGAUACGAUGACCCAAAUUAGGCUCCUUGUUGAGUCUGGGAUUGACUUCCUUGAAGUUAGUGGUGGGACUUAUGAAAAUCCACGGAUGGUAGCUGGCGACAAGCCCGCAGUCGCGGAAAUGAAAUCCACACGUACAGCAGCCCGCGAAGCAUUUUUUCUUGAUUUCGCAAAAGAAACCCGCAAGCGGUUCCCGAAUCUCGUGCUCAUGCUCACCGGAGGGUUUCGCAGCCGUGCUGGUGCAGAGGCUGCCAUAAAAGAGAAUGCGUGUGAUCUCGUCGGUAUCGCGCGCCCAGCAGCAGUUAAUCCGAGAUUUGCAGAAUUGCUUCUAGAUGAAGAUACCAGUGAUGAGGAUGCACAGAUCUCUCUGGAUAGGGUGAAGCCUGGGCUGCUUCCUAGGCUUCUACGGAGUCGAAUCUUGGGGGCGGGAGCGGAGACUACUUUCUAUGCAGACCAGAUUCAUCGGUUGGCCAAGGGACUGCCAACCGCUGCCCCAGGGCGUUGA